AUGGCUUCCUCUGUUCUUCGACCCUCCUUCCUUCCGCUUUUCCAGUCCAGCGACCUGCACAAAUCCUGCUUCGUCCCAGAUCGUCAAACCCAAAUCUCUGCCUCCUUCUUCCAAAGGAUGAAGAGAGCGAUAUGUGCUCAACAAGGGGAUAAUGCUAAUGCUGAUGAGGACUCGAAGAGACCCAAAGGAAGCAAAGAGAACGAUGAUCCAAAGAUUCAGAGUAGGAGAAAUCUGAACUUCUCAGGAGAGAAGCCUUUCACUCCGAUCCUGGACACAAUCAACCACCCAAUCCACAUGAAGAAUCUGUCCAUUCAGGAACUGGAAGAUCUGGCCGAUGAACUGAGAGAGGAGAUAGUGUACGUAGUGUCGAAGACAGGAGGCCAUUUAAGUGCGAGCCUGGGGGUGGUUGACUUAACUGUAGCACUUCACCAUGUUUUCAACAGUCCAACCGACAAGAUUAUCUGGGACGUUGGCCAUCAGAGCUAUGGGCAUAAGAUAUUGACGGGGAGGAGAAGCAGAAUGCAUACUAUCAGACAGACGAAUGGACUUGCCGGGUUCCCGAAGAGGGAUGAGAGUGUUCAUGAUGCUUUUGGAGUUGGUCAUAGCUCUACUAGCAUUUCAGCUGGCUUGGGAAUGGCAGUUGGGAGGGACUUGAUGAGGAGGAACAACCAUGUGAUUUCUGUUAUAGGAGAUGGAGCCCUCACAGCAGGCCAAGCCUAUGAGGCCCUGAACAACACUGGUUUCCACCACACCAAGCUUAUUAUUGUCUUAAACGACAACGAACAGGUCUCGCUUCCCACUGCAACCGUGGAUGGCCCAGCCAAACCUGUUGGAGCCCUAAGCAGAGCCCUAACCAGGCUUCAAUCCAACAAAAAUUUUCUUAAGUUGCGUGAAGCUGCUAAGGGAAUCACGAAGCAAAUGGGAAGCCAGGCACAUGAGGUUGCUGCAAAGUUGGAUACGUUAGUGAGAGGGGUGGCUGGUGGGUCUGGUGUGUGUUUGUUUGAAGAGCUUGGGCUGUACUAUAUCGGUCCUCUUAAUGGCCAUAACAUGGAAGACCUCACAUAUGUUUUUGAUAACCUCAAAACCUCGCCCCUUAUGGGACCUGUUCUCGUUCAUAUCAUCACUGAGAAAGGAAAGGGCUAUCUCCCUGCUGAAAAUGCCCCUGACAAAAUGCACGGGGUUGUGAAGUUUGAUCCAAGGUCAGGGAAGCAGAUGAAGAAGAAAACAAGUACACUUUCUUACACACAGUACUUUGCAGAGUCAUUGAUAGCGGAAGCUAAGGUUGAUGACAAAAUUGUGGCCAUCCACGCCGCCAUGGGAGGUGGCACAGGACUCAACCUCUUCCAGAAAGAAUUCCCUAAUAGGUGUUUCGACGUGGGAAUCGCAGAGCAACACGCUGUUACCUUCGCUGCUGGUCUUGCUACUGAAGGCUUUAAGCCCUUUUGUGCCAUCUACUCUACUUUCCUUCAAAGAGGCUUCGAUCAGGUAGCUCACGAUGUGGACCUUCAAAGGCUACCAGUAAGAUUUGCCAUGGAUAGAGCUGGCCUUGUGGGAGCUGAUGGUCCGACUCACUGUGGAGCCUUUGACACUACGUACAUGGCCUGCUUACCCAACAUGGUGGUUAUGGCUCCGUCGGACGAAACUGAACUUAUGCAUAUGAUCGCAACGGCUGUGGCCAUCGACGACAGGCCAUGUUGCUUCAGAUAUCCGCGAGGAAACGGAAUAGGAACCACACUUCCACCAAAUAACAAGGGCACGCCUUUGGAGGUUGGAAAAGGAAGAGUUAUAAAGGAAGGGUGCAGAGUUGCUCUGGUUGGAUACGGGACAAUGGUACAGAAUUGUGUCGAAGCUUCAAAGAUCCUUGAAGCUCAUGGGGUUUCUACCACUGUGGCUGAUGCGAGAUUCUGUAAGCCUCUGGAUCGAGGUCUGAUGACGGAACUGGCUAAACAGCACGAAAUUCUCAUCACUGUUGAAGAGGGAGCCAUUGGAGGAUUUGGUUCCCAUGUUUCCCAUUUCCUCGGCUUAAACGGAUUGCUGGAUGGAAAUCUCAAGUGGAGGCCGAUGACACUGCCUGAUAGAUACAUCGACCAUGGGUCUCAGGCUGAUCAAACUGAAGCUGCAGGACUGAGUGCAAAUCAUAUUGCAGCCACUGCUUUAACUUUGGCCAAUGUGAAUUGGGAUCAUCAUCUUCUUCUCAGCUUGCAAAUUUGAAGCCUGAAGCCAUUGUUAAUUGUGAUCGUUUUGUGGAUGAAGCAAAGGGACUGUAGAUAACAAUUAAUAAUGGGGUACGGCCGCAGUAAGCAUGAAAGGAAUCAAAUAUAUAAAUAUAGUAUGUUUAAUUUCCCUAAAUAUUAUGGUAAUAAAUAAAGUUGUAAUAACGCAGUGUAUUUCUGCGCAAUAAUGGAAAUUAUUGUUGUUCA
Molecule: messenger RNA, 2420 nt
Organism: Neltuma alba
Lineage: Eukaryota; Viridiplantae; Streptophyta; Magnoliopsida; Fabales; Fabaceae
Product: probable 1-deoxy-D-xylulose-5-phosphate synthase 2, chloroplastic
Exons: 10
Coding region: 1-2211 (736 amino acids)
Biological process (GO): terpenoid biosynthetic process
Molecular function (GO): 1-deoxy-D-xylulose-5-phosphate synthase activity
Source: RefSeq, a predicted model, not a curated record